AUGGGAGCAUAUCGACAUUUGGUCCAAACGUUAUCUGGGGAAUUCACAUCUUUUUCUCUGAUGAAGGUCCCACGGAACGAGAACGCGUCCCUCGCAGCUCUGGCGAACCGCUCUGACCCCGACUUACGCUGCACCAUUCCGAUUGAAUGCGUCGACGCUCCCAGCAUCGAUCCGGAUAGCCAGAUAGCUAUAAUCAACGACAACUCGGUUCUAAUGGAAGUCGACGAGCCAAAAGAGGAUAUGACGGAGAUCGCAAAGCCUCCAGACGAUUGGCAACUUGAGAUCAAACUCUAUAUCUCUGAAGGCAUCAUCCCGCCAGACCGAUGGGCAGCUCGACGAUUGAAGGCUCGAAGUGCCAAAUACAUCCUCUUGGACGGAGAAUUGUUUUGCCGAAGUGUGUUACUCGGGACGAAGCUGAGCGUAUCAUGA
Camelina sativa (false flax) is the source of this 429-nucleotide messenger RNA. RefSeq lists its product as uncharacterized. NCBI's taxonomy places the organism in Eukaryota, Viridiplantae, Streptophyta, Magnoliopsida, Brassicales, Brassicaceae. The record is from RefSeq and is a predicted model, not a curated record. Gene Ontology annotation, molecular function: nucleic acid binding; RNA-DNA hybrid ribonuclease activity.